AUGGCUAAAGGUAAAGAAUACGACAAAUUACUAAAAAAACGCGCUAACGCAGUCAAAGCAUUACAGUAUCAUGAGAAAAAAGUGAAAGACAUGUCAAAAGACGCAUCGAAUGCCGAAGCGUUCAAUCGAAUGUCUGAAAUUGAACAUAGUUAUGAGCGUUUUAAACUGAUAAUAUCGGAAAUGGAAGAAUGCGAUGAAUUUGAUUUCAAUGAUUUAGAUCCUCCGACUGAAGAUAUUAGGGAAAUUUUCAUCACAACAAUGGCAGUUUUGAGAAUCCAUACUCAAGGUGCCGACGGGUCCUCUGUUUUAAAUUCAACCACGAAUACUCGAUCAGAAAAAAAGGUGAAACUACCGGAUAUUGUAAUACCCACUUUCGACGGAAACUAUAAAGAAUGGACAACGUUUUAUGAUUCUUUUCAUUCAUUGAUCGAUCAAGAUACCGAAUUAUGCGAUGUAGAUAAAAUGCAUUAUUUAAAAGGUUUAUUAAAGGGUACAGCAUUUAAAACAAUCAGUAAAUUACCAAUCACAGAAGCGAACUAUAAAAUUGCUUGGAAAUUAUUACGCGAACGUUUUCACAAUAAAAGAGUCAUAGUAAAUACAUGUUUAGACACAAUUUUUAGUCAAGACAAAAUCGAAAAUUUAUAUGCUUCAUCGGUGCGUACUUUAAUUGAUACAACCAAAGAGUCGCUUCAGUGCAUCGAACAAUUGGAUGUUCCUGUAGAAGAGUGGGAUGCAAUUAUCGUUUUUAUCAUCCAAACAAAAAUGCACGUUGCGUUACAAACCGAUUGGGAGAAGCAACGUUUAGAUAGCGGUAAAAUAAUGGUGUCAUUGCCAUUUGCGACUGAUCCAACCGAUUCAAACUUCUUGGUUUAUUCACGAUUUAAAGCAUUACAACGAUUGUAUCAAAUGGAGAAAAAAUUUAAAAGAGAUCCCGAAUUUCACCGCCGUUACAACGAAGAUAUUCAAGGUUAUUUAGAUUUAGGUCACAUGUCUCUUUGUAAUGAUUCAAAUGAUGGAUAUUAUCUUCCACACCACGGUGUGACACGCGAAAGUAGCACGACAACAAAGCAGCGGACAGUUUAUGAUGGAUCCGCAAAAACUUCAAACGGUUACUCGCUUAACGAUCGACUUUUGAAUGGGCCAACCAUUCAGCCCGAUUUAUUUGAUAUUUUCAUUCGCUGGCGUUUGAACAAAAUAGCGAUUGUGAGUGAUAUUGAAAAAAUGUACCGUCAAAUUCUUGUGGCCCCCGAGGACCGAAAAUACCAGAAAAUACUCUGGCGAUUUUCGGAAAAAGACCCUAUUCGUGCAUAUCACAUAAAUGUUGUCACUUUUGGCCUCAAACCAUCCCCUUUCUUAGCUAUAAAAUCCACGUUUGCACUCGCCGAUGCUGAAAAAGAAAAUUUCCCUUUAGCAGCAAAUAAAAUAAAAACUGAUAUGUACGUUGAUGAUUGCUCAAGUGGUAGCGACUCUCGUGAAACGGCCAUUCAACUGGUACAUGAAUUAACUGAAUGGGGUAAGAAAGGCGAUUUACUUUUUCGAAAAUGGGCAUCAAAUGACGAAUCAGUCUUAUCGAAUGUUCCGAUCAAACACCGAGCAAUCGAUUCAACGCUUCAACUCAACAAACACGAAGCAAUAAAAACUCUUGGCAUGAAAUGGUCUCCAAAACUUGAUCAGUUGCAAUUUACGAUUGAUUUAUCGAGUUUCUUUAAAGGAGAACGAAUAACUAAACGCAAACUUCUUUCUGACGCUUCUAAAUUGUUCGAUCCUUGUGGUCUCCUCAGUCCUAUCAUAAUAAAACCAAAACUCAUGAUGCAGCAAGUCUGGAAAUCAGGCAUUGAAUGGGAUAAACCAGUCAAUAAAGAUAUUCAACGUGACUGGAAUGAAUACAAAACUGAAUUGCCUCUUAUUGAAAAAAUCAAACUCACUCGUUGGUGUCAUACAACAUUCGAAUCAUGCACUUCACUUCACGGGUUUUGCGAUAGCUCUGAACAAGCCUACGUUGCGUCAAUCUACAUCGUUCAAACAAUUGACAAUCGUUCGAAUUCAACAUUGCUUUGCUCAAAAACACGCGUCGCACCACUUGAACCAAUGUCAAUUCCUCGAUUGGAACUAUGCGGUGCUGUUUUACUCGCAACUCUCAUGAAUAAAGUCGCGAUUAAUUUGAACAUUUCAAAGGAAAAUAUUUAUCUUUGGACGGAUUCUUCUGUGGUUUGGACAUGGUUACAAGCUCAUCCGUCUCAUUGGAAGCAAUAUGUAGCACAUCGCGUGCAAGAAAUUCAAAAUCUUUAUCCUUCCAAUCAUUGGCGACACGUUCGAACACAUGAAAAUCCCGCUGACAUUGCCACACGCGGUGUAUUAGCUAGUCAAUUAAUCAAUAAUUUUCUAUGGUUUCAUGGACCAUCAUGGCUAACGCAAAGCGAAAAGCAUUGGCCAAAAAUCUCAUUAGCUCUCCCUUCUGGAAUUGAUUUAGAAAAAAGCAAUAAAAUAAAUAUCACAUUGACUCAAGUAAAGCCAAUCGAAUCGGAUUUUCUACUACGAUUUUCAAACUUGAUACACUUACUUCGCGUCACUGCACGCAUACUACGACGAGCUCCACGUUACAGAAAGGAAAAAUCGUCCGAAUACGUAACACCCGCCGAACUUGACCGCGCAAAAUUGGUUUGGAUUAAAUACAUUCAAUCGCUGUAUUUCUCCAAAGACAUCGCCAACAUACAAACAAACAACACCAUCGAUGAUAAAAGUCAACUACGAUCACUCAACCCCAAACUCAACGCAAAUGGGAUUUUAAUCGUUGAUGGCCGACUAAGGUACGCACAAUUACCCGAAAGGCAACGAUUUCCAAUGAUUCUACCAUCGAAAAGUCAUUUCACGAAAUUAAUCAUCGAUUGGGCUCAUUUAACAACUCUACAUGGCACAAUUCAUCUGACGUUGGCUCGAACUCGUCAAGAGUUUUGGAUUUUAAACGCGCGAAACAAUGUUAAAUCGUUUAUUCAUCAAUGCAUUGAAUGUUAUCGUCAGCGCCCUGCUCCAAUGACUCAAUUAAUGGCACCUCUGCCAACGAUAAAAACGACCCCAGCACGAGCAUUCAUUCACUGUGGUUUGGAUUUCGCCGGCCCAAUCGAAAUUAAAAGCGGUGAUCGACGAAAUUCACCUACCGUCAAGGGAUACAUAUGCGUGUUUGUGUGUAUGGUUUCAAAGGCUUGUCAUUUGGAAGUGGUCAGCGAUUUAAGCACUCAAAAAUUUAUUCUCGCCAUGCGACGAUUGAUUGGUCGACGUGGCAUUUGCAAAGAUGUUUAUUGUGAUCGCGGAACGAAUUUCCAAGGCGCCAGCAACGAAUUGCCUCAACUUUUUUUGCAAGCAUCGUCUUCUGUAACAAACGAAAUUGCGCACUUAUUUGCAUCCGACGGAAUUACUUUUCAUUUCAAUCCACCAAGUGCUCCGAAUUGGGGCGGCCAGUGGGAAUCCUAUGUAAAACUCACUAAACACCAUCUUCGUCGUAUGACAACAGCGAAAAAACUCACGUAUGAGGAAAUGAGCACUUUGUUAGUACAAAUCGAAGCGUGUAUUAACUCACGACCAUUGUGCAGCAUCACAAGCGAUCCAAAUGAUCUUGAUCCGUUAACUCCCGCUCAUUUGUUAAUCGGUCAGCCACUUAAUGCGAUUCCUGAACCAAGUUUAUUGUCUCUAAAAGAUCAAACCCUCGAUCGUUUCCAAACCAUCCAAAAAUCACUACAAAUAUUUUGGAAGCGAUUUUUCACUGAGUAUUUACACACGUUGCACCCCCGGAAGAAAUGGGAGCAGCAACAAAAAGAGCUCCGAAUAAACGAUUUAGUGAUUAUCGUAGACGAUAAUACACCACCUGCAAAAUGGCUCAUGGCAAGAGUCAUCGCUAUGCACCCAAGCAAAGAUGGUCUACAUCGCGUCGCAACAUUGAAAACUAAAAACGGAGAAU
This is a messenger RNA of Sitodiplosis mosellana (orange wheat blossom midge), 3952 nucleotides long. RefSeq lists its product as uncharacterized. Gene Ontology annotation, molecular function: nucleic acid binding. The transcript has 2 exons. Lineage: Eukaryota; Metazoa; Arthropoda; Insecta; Diptera; Cecidomyiidae. The annotation marks the transcript as partial. Gene Ontology annotation, biological process: DNA integration. The record is from RefSeq and is a predicted model, not a curated record.